Messenger RNA from Lobosporangium transversale, 857 nucleotides. RefSeq names its product acyl-CoA N-acyltransferase. Gene Ontology annotation, molecular function: acyltransferase activity, transferring groups other than amino-acyl groups. NCBI's taxonomy places the organism in Eukaryota, Fungi, Mortierellomycota, Mortierellomycetes, Mortierellales, Mortierellaceae. Bases 86 to 772 code for a protein of 228 amino acids. The record is from RefSeq and is a predicted model, not a curated record. The transcript has a single exon.
CUUAUUUAAACAUUGUUCGUGCUUUUCUUCUUGUAAUCUUCUACAAUUUUCUCUAUCGUAGUUGCUCCCCAACAAAAGCGCUAUAAUGCAUUCAUUGACAACAGCAACGGAACAGGAGUGUCCAUCUUUUGAUCGCAAUAUUGUUCAGGCCAUGGGACCUUAUCUCGUCUGCAAAGAUCCGCCUCUGUAUCUUUCUGCGGCCGAGUUUUCAGAUAUUCCAGAGAUGGUUAGGGUCCUUAACAUUGACAAAGAUAUCUUCAAUGGCACUGCUUCAUUCCAAUACCCUUACAAAGAAGAGCAUGCUUGGGCCCGUAUCACCCGUGCUCAUGAAACGAUCAAGAAGACCGGCUUUAAUACUCAUUGGGCCAUGCGCACCACCCCAGAUGGCCCCCUCAUUGGCUGGAUUCAUGCCUACAUCAACCCAGAUUUGAACGAGGUACAUCCAGGGACCGGUCGACCACUCAAAAUUGGUGAGAUCGGAUACUGGGUCAGCCCUGAAUACGUUAGAAAGGGAUAUGCAUCUCUCUCUGCCAAAUUUGUGGUGCAUGAGCUCCUAUUCAAAGUAUUCGAUUGUGAUAUUGUGCGAGGUGAAGCCUACAUACAUAAUAAGGCCAGUCGCAAGGUCUUGGAGAAUACAGGCAUGGUCUGUGAGCUCGAAGAGAUGACUGUCUAUAUUCCUAAACUUCAGGAGAGGCGCAUCAGUUGCGCCUAUGCUAUUCAUCGGGAUAAAUCUACUGAGAGUGUCAAGACAAAGCCUCGUCCACUUCCUUAAGUUGAAUAGUUUUAUUUUAUUUUAUUUUAUUUUAUUUAUUUAUUUCGAUUUAUAUGUCGUUAAAGUACAAAUUAUUUAAUAAAGU